Messenger RNA from Lampris incognitus (smalleye Pacific opah), 4031 nucleotides. RefSeq names its product abhydrolase domain containing 17B, depalmitoylase (gene abhd17b). The transcript has 4 exons. Gene Ontology annotation, biological process: protein depalmitoylation. Gene Ontology annotation, molecular function: palmitoyl-(protein) hydrolase activity. The record is from RefSeq and is a predicted model, not a curated record. The coding region runs from base 484 to 1350 and encodes 288 amino acids. Gene Ontology annotation, cellular component: plasma membrane; endosome membrane. Lineage: Eukaryota; Metazoa; Chordata; Actinopteri; Lampriformes; Lampridae.
GAUAAAGGGAAGCUUACGGCAACCGACUGGCACAUACAUCAGGCAAAAAAGAAAAGAAAAAAGAUUUGAGUUCAUUUAAGGUAUUUGGCAACCUUAUCUAUACCGUCGUGGUAUUGUGUUGAUUCAAAUGCUUUGGACCGGUCGACGUCGUUAUCAUUCAGGUCCAUAUGUUGGGAAUAUCUAGCGGUACGAAGAAAAAAGGAGUCGCUUUGGGCUUGCCAGACAGAAGAGCCUGACGUUAGCGCGUAGUAAAGCAGAUUCUCUGUGCCAAGAAGGAUACACAAGUGGAUGGGUCGGAGCUUAGGUUAGCUUGUCACAAACGACACGAACAGAGGAUAAUCUAGUCAAGGAUAGCUUCCUCAGUCUCCCGUUACGGAAAAGAUAAGCAGGCUCGGUGCCAAAAUAAACCUUCAGUAUCGGUACCUAGCAUCGUCUCGAAAUCGAAAGAGGACAUACUUCCUGUCAGCUUCCAGUGUUUUAAGGAUGAACCACUUAUCCCUGAGCGAGCUAUGUUGCCUGUUCUGCUGCCCACCGUGCCCUAGUAAGAUUGCCUCAAAGCUGGCCUUCCUGCCUCCGGAGCCCACCUACAGCCUCAUGUGCGAUGAGAGCGGCAGCCGCUGGACCCUGCACCUCUCCGAGCGUGCUGACUGGCAGUACUCUGCUCGUGAGAAGGACGCAAUCGAGUGCUUCAUGACACGUACAUCAAGAGGGAACCGGAUUGCCUGCAUGUUUGUCCGCUGUUCUCCCAAUGCACACUACACACUGCUGUUCUCCCAUGGCAAUGCAGUGGACUUGGGCCAGAUGAGCAGCUUCUACAUUGGCCUGGGCUCGCGGAUCAACUGCAAUGUCUUCUCCUAUGACUACUCAGGGUACGGAGCCAGCUCUGGCAAACCAUCAGAGAAGAACCUGUACGCUGAUGUAGAUGCUGCCUGGCAGGCGCUCAGGACACGGUACGGUAUCCGUCCAGAGAAUGUGAUCGUGUACGGUCAGAGCAUUGGCACGGUACCCACUGUGGACCUAGCUGCUCGCUAUGAGAGUGCCGCAGUCAUCCUCCAUUCCCCACUCACCUCUGGCAUGAGAGUGGCCUUCCCUGACACCAAGAAGACCUACUGCUUUGAUGCCUUCCCUAACAUUGACAAGAUCUCCAAGGUGACGUCACCAGUAUUGGUGAUCCAUGGUACGGAGGAUGAGGUCAUUGACUUCUCCCAUGGCCUGGCGCUGUAUGAGCGCUGUCAGCGUCCUGUGGAGCCUCUCUGGGUGGAGGGUGCCGGACAUAAUGAUGUGGAACUCUACGGACAGUAUCUGGAGCGGCUCAAACAGUUUGUGGCACACGAGCUGGUCAACUUGUAGAGAAGCUGGUUGGUGGGAAUGAUGGAGAAACAGAUGGAGAGUAAAGGAGAUACGGGAGCAACCCAUUACAAUACCCGGAGUGCAUAAAUCUGUUAUGAAACCCACCAACUAGUCAUUCUGGAGAUUUUUUUUUUUUGGGUUAAAAUUAGAAUAUAUCCAAGCAGUUAGUAGAGCAGUGCGGGUACAUACAAGCACUCCUCUUGUAAUACAAAAUUUACUGAAAUGGACUUCUCUCAUCAUAAAGCACCACUUCACCUUGGAACCCCAGCUCCUCCAAGGCCAAGACUGCCAGUACUCUGUCCACUACACCUGCUGCAACUGUGAAGUGUAAAACACCCAUGCUCUCAGAACCCUGCUGUUUGUUUGUUUUUUUAGGAUUUUUAUUCUAUCAUUUUGAAAAUUGCACAUUGUGGCAAUGUGUGAAUGAGAAAAAGAAGAUAUGCAUACAUAAAAAUGGAGCGAGAUACAAUAUACUGUGUUCAAUUGUGUGAAAGAGAGCAUGAAUUUUUUUUGCUGCCUUUUAAAAAGGGUGCGGUCCACGGUUCUUAGUUAAGACCUCUACCCAAACCUGAGGGACUUUUGAGAUUCUGAGGACCGACCUUGUAAACUGGACUGGGAUAAAACUGAACAGACCUUUCCCCACCUCACUCAGCCAACCUCUGUCUGACCGUCAGGUCUGGUCCUGCCCAUUGCAGUCAAAAUGUGUUUAUUUUGCCUAAUUUUUUUUUUUUUAUAUAUAUACAUGUUUGCACGUAUCACAAGUGACUGGGAAAUACAAGUCAAACCUGACAUAAUGACCUAAAUGUGCCAGUGUUGCCAAAUGUUUAGUCCAUAUAAUGCCGAGACUUGGAGCAGACACACAGAAGACUUGUACUUUGUAUGAAUGACUUCUAGAAACAUCUCCAAAGCUGUGCUAGCUCUGUAAAACCUUCUUAUAAUGUUCUUUUUAGUCUUUAAAAAAAGGUACAAAUGGCGAUCUGACGUAACGAACUUGUGCAUGGCAAAAGAAAGAGGCUGUAUAUCGUUGGCUAAUGAGAUGUGGGUAUUACCCUAAGUCUUUGUCAUUUCCUAAAAUUGCUCUGCAGUUCAUACCUCUAAUUUUAUCUUGAAGCGCCGUCGCUGUGGAAUCAGCAUCACUACAUUUUAGUUGAUGAACUUUUGUUUUCAGACGAAAAUGCUGGGCACUAUAACGGAAAGAGUUUAGAUCCCACUUCCCACACAGUAAGUAGACGAUUAACCAAAAUUUGGACUCACGGUGACAUUUUUUAUCAUUUGGGUCAGAAGAUAAACUGUAAGAGUUACUUCAGCAGAUCUCAUGUACGCGGAUCAAAUAAAUCGGAUAACAUUUUAUCUCUAAAUGUCUGUUUUCUGUAAUAGGGUUAAACUACUGUGACGGCAGGACUGUCUGUGCUCUGGUCAAGUCUCUACCACUGUGAGCGUUGACGGUUGGUGUUGAUUCAUUUUCAGCCCAAGAAUAAGUUGUGCGUUAUAUCUCGAUAGCAAAUGGUUUAGAGAUAUGUUGACUUUUCUUUUUCUUUUCUUUUUUUUUUGUGUGUGUGUAAUUGCGGUCAUUGAGAAACACUUGUACUUUCACUACUCGUUGCGGAAAAGUGAAUCAACACAAGCCCUGGUUGCUCUCUCGUUGUGUGUACCGGGGGGGGGGGGGUUUGCUUAAAAUCUGAUCAGCAUCAAAGGCCUCCAUCAUGGACACACAUGGAUUAACUGGAUGUCAUUGAUUUUGCACUUUUUUUUCUUUUUUUUUUUUUUUGGUCUUAACUUUUAUGUGUCUUAUAGUCUGCAUGGUGUUUCUGGAUCCACUGUUGUGUGUUAAAUCGGCCUUCAACAGCGAGGGAGGCGACACAAAACGUUAGUCAUUCAUGUACUGGAAUGGAGACUUCCAUUAAGGCGCCGUCAAAGCCUGGAAACGCAAAUGUCAAAGUGCUACUGCAUGCCACGUUUAGCUAGUUUCUCUUACCUCGCUGACCUAGUUAAUGAACACAGAUAUUACACAGUUAUUAAAUCUCUCUGGCGUAUUAUGAAUACCCAGGUUAGGUUGAGUCUGUGUUCAGGAAAGAGGUCAAAGGUCACCGGUAAGUGAUGAUUAGCGAAUAAAGCCCAUGGGUGCUAUAAUAAACCUUCAGGUCUGCUUACUACAGGUUGAAAGGAACUGUAGAUCAUUGGCGAUCGGUUGUUUAGGUGUUUGUUAGAUUUACAACAAUAUGUAUGGUUUGGUAACUUGUCAGAUGAUGAUGUGUUAUUAAUAAAUACUUUUUAGGGGACUUAAAACUCUUUUUCUCUACUUAAAGUAAAGGUUACCUUUGCUUUCAUUUUCACUUUUGUAAAUAAUAUUUUUACUGGACAUGUUUAAUUUUCACAUCAUGCGUUUGUUUUGUUUUUUUCUUGCAGAAGCCUUUGUUAUAUCUGUCAAUCACACGUCAUUACUCUUAACUGCUGGUACAAUAAUGAGUCCACGCCAGUCCAUGUUGUGGCUCUCCACCUGACCUAUGUGCUGUAGUCCGGUCACGCUGACUGAUAUCAACUACAGAUGUUCCUUUUUUUUUGUUGUUUGUUUAUUUUUUUUUAUUUAUAUUGAUGACAUGUUUCAUAACAGAAGAAGCUUAAAUGUAUUAAUAUUGAUUAAAGUUAUGCUAAAAACAGUUAUAGAAAAUAAAAACUGUAUC